This is a messenger RNA of Leishmania major strain Friedlin, 273 nucleotides long. RefSeq lists its product as hypothetical. Lineage: Eukaryota; Euglenozoa; Kinetoplastea; Trypanosomatida; Trypanosomatidae. The transcript has a single exon. The record is from RefSeq and is a predicted model, not a curated record. Bases 1 to 273 code for a protein of 90 amino acids.
AUGUCUGCAGCAGAGGCAGAGCACACGGAGAAGACGGUGACAGUGAACGAGGACACCACAUCCACGUCCGCGAAGACAUCGCCGAAGGAAGCGUCUGGAAAGGCCCUGCUGCCAUGGAGUCUCACACCGGCAGAGAGGCGUGGUCUGAUCAUGGUAGUGGCUGUGGCACUGCUUCAAGAGGUGCAUUCGAACGUGGUCUGUGGGGCCGUGGUGGGUGCGGCGUCUGCCGCGAUCAUCUACAAUCAGCUUAGCCGUCUGCGCAGGAGUCCGUAG